AUGACGUAUGGAUUUAAUACAGAUGAUUAUCCUGUCGAUGCAACAUUAAAUUAUUUCAUACGAACUUGUAUUGGAUUACAUGGUACAAAAUAUAUGUGUUAUGAAGGUGGUUGUGGUAGUUGUAAUGUAACUUGUUUACGAUUACUUGGAACAUGUGAUGGAUUAGAAAUUACUACCAUCGAAGGUAUUGGUAAUAAAAAAGACGGUUAUCAUCCAAUUCAAAAAACUUUAGCCAAUUCAAAUGGAUCUCAAUGUGGUUAUUGUAGCCCAGGAAUGGCAAUGACUAUGUACGGUUUACUAGAAAGAGAUGAUAAUAAACCUUUGACGGCAGAAGAAAUUGAAAAAUCAUUUGAUGGAAAUAUUUGUCGCUGUACUGGUUACCGUCCAAUAUUAGAUGCAAUGAAAUCAUUUGCUAACGAAAAAAUUAUUGAUAUAGAAGAUUUAACAAAAGGAUGCAAGAAAUUAAAAAUUUCAAGGAAAAAACAUGUAUCAGAAUGUGAUGAUUUUGAAUUUAUAAACUCUAGUGAGGAGUAUAAAGAAUUAUUUUGUCCAAUUAUGAAUGUUGAUUUGAAAGUUAAAAAUAGCCCUGCUUGGUUUAGUCCACAAGAUUUAAUUGAGUUGUUUAAAAUUUUUAAUACAGAAGUGCUUUCUAAAAAGUACAUUCUGGUUGCUGGUGGUACUGGUGAUGGCGUUUUUAGACGUCCAAAUGAUAUUGAAUAUUUUAUAAAUAUAAAUAAAAUAUCAGAACUUUCUAUGCAACAAAUUCUUUCUGAUCGAAUUGAAAUAGGAGGAAGUACUACAAUUUCAAAUGUUUUAGAUUUGCUAUUAGAAGCGUCUACAAUAAGUGGAUUUGAAUAUUGUUUAGAUAUUUAUAAUCACUGGAGUUUAGUUGCAACUUUAGCAGUGAGAAAUGUUGCUGGAUUAGCUGGAAAUUUAAUGAUAAAACAUGAUCACUUAAUUUUUCCAUCUGACAUUUUUAUAGUUUUGGAGGCAAUUAAAGCUCAAAUAGAAAUAAUGGAUAAUUUAGUCAGAAAUGUACACAGUCCAAUAGAUUUUCUUAAUCAAGACAUGAACAAGAAGGUGAUUACUAAAAUUAUAUUGCCGUCAUACAGUACGAAUGAAUAUAUCUUUAAAUCCUACAAGGUUAUGAUACGAUCGCAAAAUGCACACGCACUGUUAAAUGCAGCAUUUUUACUUCAAAUACAAAGUACAGCAACUCAAUUGAUUAUUAUGAGUGCCCGUUUAUGUUUCGGUAAUGUUUCGCCAUAUUUUGUGCAUGCUACUGAAACAGAAAAUUUCAUGAUUAAUAAAAAUUUACUUGAAGAAAAUGUUAUCGAACAAAUCCUUGCAAAAGCUUAUGAUGAAAUUUAUCCAGGCAUAGGAUUUGAUGAAUAUCGACCGCAUUAUCGUCGAAUUCUCGCUUGUGGACUUUUGUAUAAAUUUCUUUUAUCUUUAGUACCGCCAGAAUUUAUUGCCCCACAAUAUUUAAGUGGAAAAGAUACUCUUAAACGUGAAUUAUCUUAUGGAAACCAAACGUAUAGCAUUCCAUCAGAAAACUAUCCUGUUGGUCAGCCUGUUCACAAAUUAGAAGCUUUAAUACAAUGUAGUGGAGAAGCUUUCUAUUCAAAUGAUAUACCGAGUAUGAAUCAAGAAUUGUGGGCAGCAUAUGUAACAGCGACCAAUGUUGGCUCAACUUUAAUUGGUAUAAAUCCAGUUAAUGCUCUAAAGAUGAAAGAAAUUGUGGCAUUUUUUGGUGCCAAAGAUAUUCCCGGCAAUAAUUCAUUUAUUUUAGUCGGCGCUUUUCCAUUUUUCAUUGAAGAUGAACCAGUUUUUCUGAAAAUAAAUAAGGUUGUUAAGUAUUAUGAUCAACCAGUUGGAAUUUUAGUUGGUUCUGAUCCAUUCUCUUUAAAAAAAGCAGUAAAAUUAGUGAAACUUACAUAUGAAAAAGUACAUCCUGUCACUAAAUCACCGAUUUUUUCCCUUAAUGACAUUAAACAAAAAUCUGAUCUUACUAAAAGAACCGUCUCGAGUGUAACUCACAAAACUUCAAAUUCACUCAAAGAUUGUGUACAUAAAAAACAAGUUAAAAGUAAUUUUAGCAUUAAUGGACAAUAUCAUUUCACAAUGGAGCCUCAAACAGUUGUUUGUAAACCGACAGAAAAUGGAAUUACACUUUAUUGCUCUAAUCAAUUUAUUGAUUUGCAUCACAUAGUUUUAGAAAAAUUUUUAAAUAUGCCCCAAAAAAAUAUUUACAUUGAAACGGUACGUAUAGGAGGUGGAUAUGGCGGAAAAUUUUCUAGAUCUGCUCAAGUUGCUUGCGCAGCUGCAUUAGCUUGUAUCAAAUUAAAUCGACCAGUAAGGUUUGUACUAACUAUUGAAGAAAUGAUGCGUACAAUUGGAAAAAGAAUGCCAAUAAAAUGCGAAUAUGAUAUAGAAGUGAACAUGUCAAAUGGGCAUAUUCUUGACUCAUCCAUUGAAUUUUUUACAGAUUUAGGCUGGAGUCCUAAUGAAAGUCCAGUAUCACCGUAUACUUUAACAGCAAUAAAUAGUUGUUAUAAAGAUUUUUCAAAUUGGGUUGUUAAAGGAAAUAAUAUAUUAACGGAUGCACCAAGUAAUACAUGGUGCCGCGGCCCUGGAACUUUUGAAGGAAUUGCAAUGAUUGAAACAAUUAUGGAUAAUAUUGCCUAUGAAAUUGGAAUAGAUCCAGUCAAUGUAAGAUUAGAAAAUAUUGCAGAUGAUAACAAAGUAAAAAAAUUGUUACCACAAUUUGUUCAAUCAGUUGAAUAUCAAAAUAGAAAAGAGGCAAUCGAACAGUUUAAUAAUGAAAAUCGUUGGAUUAAAAAAGGAAUUUCAGUAUCAGUUAUGCAAUACAGUUUAAUAUAUUUUGCUCCACAAACAGCUUAUUUAGUUAUAUAUCGAGAUGAUGGUACAGUUAAUAUAUCUCAUAGUGGAAUAGAAAUGGGACAAGGAUUAAAUACAAAAGUUUUGCAAGUUGCAUCAAAUUCUUUGGGUAUACCAAUGGAAAAUAUUUCGUUUCGACCAACGAACAGCUUUGUUACAGCAAAUUCAAUAUUUAGUGCUGGUAGUUGUACAAGUGAAACAAUAUGCCUUGCUGUUCAAAAAGCAUGUAAUGAAAUAAAAUCAAGACUUCAACCAGUUCGAGAUUCAAUUUCAGAACCAAAUCCAGAUUGGGUAACAGUAAUACAAAAAGCCUAUGCACAAAAUGUUUCCUUAAACGUAACACAAUCUGUUUUCCCGGGUGAAAUGCAAUCAUAUAUGAUUUUUGGUUUAGCAUGUUCUGAAGUUGAAGUAGAUAUGUUAACUGGUAAUGUUCAAGUUAAAAAAGUCGAUAUAUUAGAAGAUACAGGUGAAAGUUUAAGCCCAUUAAUUGAUAUUGGCCAAGUAGAAGGAUCUUUUAUAAUGGCUUUAGGAUUAUGGCUUACCGAAAAAUUAUCAUAUGAUCGAUUAACAGGCGAAUUAUUAACAGAUAGACCAUUUACAUACAAAGUUCCAUUAGCUACUGAUAUACCACAAAUUUUCAAUGUUAAUCUUUUACAGAAUAGUCCAAAUCCAAUUGGAUUUUUAAGAUCGAAAGCUACUGGUGAACCUGCUAUAUCUUUAGCUAUAAGUGUUUUAUCUGCUGUUAGACAUGCUGUACAUUCUGCACGAAAAGAUGCUGGUAUAAAUGAAUGGUGUCCACUUGGUGGUCCAACAACACCUGAAGAUGUUGUUUUAAAUGCUGGAACAGAUGUUACACAAUUUCAUUUGCAUUAA
Molecule: messenger RNA, 3774 nt
Organism: Condylostylus longicornis
Lineage: Eukaryota; Metazoa; Arthropoda; Insecta; Diptera; Dolichopodidae
Exons: 8
Coding region: 1-3774 (1257 amino acids)
Molecular function (GO): iron ion binding; oxidoreductase activity; iron-sulfur cluster binding
Source: RefSeq, a predicted model, not a curated record